Leishmania braziliensis MHOM/BR/75/M2904 is the source of this 774-nucleotide messenger RNA. RefSeq lists its product as hypothetical. NCBI's taxonomy places the organism in Eukaryota, Euglenozoa, Kinetoplastea, Trypanosomatida, Trypanosomatidae. The record is from RefSeq and is a predicted model, not a curated record. Bases 1 to 774 code for a protein of 257 amino acids. The transcript has a single exon.
AUGGCGGCAACAGAGAACAAAGGAAUCGCAGAGCUGUAUCAGCAGCUGCUUCAAGAUGGGGUGCAACUGCAGAAAGAGCUCGAGGCGUACUACCUGCGCCAAGAGGGAUACAUUCGCAAGCGCGUGGCGGUACUCGAUGAGAUGCAGGAAAAUAUCGCGGACGAGCGGCGGUGCUUGGAGAUUCAACAUCAGGAGUGUCGUGCACAGAUCAGUGCGGCACGGAGGCAGGCGGCUAAUUUUGUAUCAAAUGAGCGGAAGGUCUCUCAGGCGGUGCAGCACGCACAACCGUCCCUCGCGGCGCAAGAGGCGGAGAUCGACAAGCGCCUUGAGGAGCUUCAGCGAGAGAAAGAUAAAGAGGAUGCCGCGCUGCUAAGCGUGAUGGCACGGCAGGAGGCGCUGGGCAAGCAAGAGGCUCUACUCACCUCCCGUGAGCGGCAGAAGUUCCUCGAGGAGCAGGACUUGCAAAAAGCGCUGAGUGAGAUGCGCUCCCUCAACCGUGAGAUGGAGGAGCGGCGCAAGUCACUUCUGCGCAAGCGCGACACUGUAGCCGAGUGGGACCGCAAGCUCGAGUCCCGCGAGCGCGAGCUGCUGGGCUGCCAAGAUCAGCUGCGGGAGAGCUUAAAGGCGCUGGAGAAAGAGGAAAAUGCGCUUGGCAUUCACCCAGCGCAGCGCACUGCGGUGACCCCUGCUGUCUCUCAGCGAACUGUCAUGGACGACCACGACAUGUCUAUUGAUCACGACAGUGCCUGUGAGGAGAUUGACUACGAAGACUGA